Molecule: messenger RNA, 3364 nt
Organism: Ictidomys tridecemlineatus (thirteen-lined ground squirrel)
Lineage: Eukaryota; Metazoa; Chordata; Mammalia; Rodentia; Sciuridae
Gene: Myd88
Product: MYD88 innate immune signal transduction adaptor
Biological process (GO): MyD88-dependent toll-like receptor signaling pathway; innate immune response; defense response to Gram-positive bacterium
Cellular component (GO): plasma membrane
Molecular function (GO): Toll-like receptor binding; TIR domain binding
Source: RefSeq, a predicted model, not a curated record
GCGAAAGCAGCUGGGGCGACGAGGGGGGGGAGCCGUAGAAGGAGGAAGUGGGACAUGCAACGCGACCCUACAGAGCCAAGGAUCCAACAGGACGACCCUGUCAUGUCUUCAGGAGUCCCCAGUGAUGAGUCUGCACCCCCGGCCGUUUCUACAUCCUCGCUGCCCUUGGCUGCGCUCAACGUGCGAGUGCGGCGCCGCCUGUCGCUUUUCUUGAACGCGCGGACACAGGUGGCCGCCGACUGGACCGUGCUGGCUGAGGAGAUGGGUUUCGAGUAUUUGGAGAUCCGGCAGUUUGAGGCGCGCCCAGACCCAACCGGCAGCCUGCUGGACGCCUGGCAGGGCCGCCCUGGCGCUUCCGUAGGGCGGCUGUUGGAGCUGCUCUCCACGCUGGGCCGUGAAGACGUGCUGGUGGAGCUGCGGCCCAGCAUCGAGGAGGAUUGCAAGAAGUACAUUUUGAAGCAGCAAGAGCAGGAAUCUGAGAAGCCCUUACAGGUGGCCAGAGUAGACAGCAGUAUACCACGGACAGAGGAGCUGUCAGGCAUCACCACACUUGAUGACCCAAUGGGGAAAGUACCUGAGCGUUUUGAUGCCUUCAUCUGUUACUGCCCCAGUGAUAUCCAGUUUGUGCAGGAGAUGAUCCGGCAACUAGAACAGACAGAAUAUCGGCUGAAGUUGUGUGUGUCUGAUCGUGAUGUCCUGCCAGGCACCUGUGUCUGGUCCAUCGCUAGUGAACUCAUCGAAAAGAGGUGUCGCCGGAUGGUGGUGGUUGUGUCAGAUGAUUACUUGCAAAGCAAGGAAUGUGACUUCCAGACCAAGUUUGCACUCAGCCUCUCCCCAGGUGCCCAUCAGAAGCGCCUGAUCCCCAUCAAGUACAAGGCAAUGAAGAAGGAGUUCCCCAGCAUCCUGCGGUUCAUCACUGUCUGUGACUACACCAACCCCUGCACCCAGUCCUGGUUCUGGACACGCCUUGCCAGGGCCUUGUCCCUGCCCUGAAGAUGACUCUAGGAUCCCCGGGGUGUCUCCAUCUGUCUCCCUGUCCAUGUGCUUCUGCUGGUGCCUCUUCCUGGGAUUGUGGGGGGAAUCUGUGCUCCACUUGCCUCUCUGUUCCUAGAGGUGCCAACUCCACAGAUACAUCUGCACUAAUCAGACAUCAUGUGGACACCACCUCUCUGUCCUGAUGGAACCACCACUAGGAUUGGUACCUUCACUUGCUGAGUUAUCAGCCAGGACAGUGUAAACCAGGGUCAGCUGGAUGAGAAAAAAAAAGCUGCUCAGGAGUAAGUAAGAAGAGGAGCAGUCAAGUCAUCUCUGAGUCAUUCACACAUCUUCCACCUCACUUUCUCUACCUGAGCAGUACAAUGUGGAGUUUUGGUGGGAGCUGUGUUCAAACCACUGCAGGAAAAGGUUGAGUAUUGCUCUGGCUCUCUUGGAGGAGAUGAUCUUGGCUGAGAAAGAACUGACUGCUGCUAGACCACAUGCUGGCCACCAGUGGGACCAUGCACCUGCUGGGGCAGCUGCUUCCACUGUGAUGUCUAUUCACCACCUCACAACCCCCUUCCUCCUCUCUGUAGGGCAGUUGAGGAAGCUGGCUACUCCUUCUAACAGAACCUGCCUUGAGCCUGCUUCUAAUGGGUCUUCUCUCAGCUACAUCUUUGACUCCCCCAAGCCUCUGCUCCAAAAGACCAUCCUGAACAGCUGGUGCUGCUUUUCACUUCUACUCAUCCAGACACCUGUCAGCUCUCCUCAGUUCUUCUUGACCUGGGUUGUCAUCCUGGCCUCUGACAUAUCAUCAGAUAGGCCUCUGGGGUUGAGUCACCAGUGUCAUGUCAACAGAGAACCUUCCUUCCUGGGUCACCCACAGAGAGCUUUCCCACUAUCUUUCUGUGUUUCCAUUGCUUUGUUUGCCAACAAAUAGAAGCCACAUAAGAACAUCCUUCCCCAAAAUUUGUGGGCACACAGCCACCCAUAAUCUUCCCCAUAUGAGCACAUACAAGUUGACUCAUACACUCUCACCCACAGAGGUACCUACAUGUACAUGUUUCUUUGGUGCAGCUCCCAGGGACAGCUGCAUGGGAAAGUUCCACCUUCAAGGGGGUCUGACCAUCUCCUCAGACAAGAAUGGGUGCUCUUGAUUCCUUUUUUCUCUUUAAAACCAAAGUCUGGAAAGGGUCCAAGGUGCCAGCAUUUCAAUGAAGGGCAGACAGAGUAGGAGAGCUCCUUGAACUGGCAUAGCAGGCAAGGACAUUUUCUUCCUCCCAAGGUGGUUUGUACCUUCCCCUCAAAUUCUCUAUGAGGGAGAAAAUGUCAUGGUCCCAGUUCCCUGUGCUCAAGGACAGACCCCAAGGCCCUAAAAUAAUAGAAAAUCACUUCUCUGCUCCACCUUGGCCAGGCUGGGGCAAGGUGCCUUCCCACAGGAUUCCAAGAAUCCUGUCCUCCCAUUGAUAUUGGGAAUUUUACAGCAAUUUCAAGAAAGCAUUAUCCACCCCUUUUUCAUAUGAUUUGUGAGAAUUUCAAAGAGAUCUGAAAAAUGCCUGUGUUUGUCAUUUAUCUUUCUCUAUUUUGGGUUUAUAAUAAAAAUAUUCUAUUUGGGGAAGGUGUGUAUAUGUGGGUAUGUGUGUGCACACACACACUCAGGAAAGGAGUUUGGAAGCAGUAAGCUGGAUAGCAUUCUCACCAGUAAGAGAGGCUGGCUGGUUGGGUGGGUUCCAGAGGGCUUGGCAGGGGCUCCCUCCUCCUCUUGGGCUCAAAUCUUAACAGGGCAGAAUGCAGAACCAGGAGCACCCAACCUGAACAAAAAGGCUGGAAAAUAAUUAACAGAGUCUCAGGAAUUUAUGAGACUGUGUACAAAAAAGAACUAGUUUGCUACCCAAAUCUGAAAGGAGAGGAAAAGAAAUUUGAGCUAAAAAAAAGUAUUCAAGGGUCUGGGGUUGUGGCUUAGUGGCAGAGUGCUUGCCUAGCACGUGUGAGGCACUGGUUUCAAUUCUCAGCACUACAUAUAAAUAAAUAAAGGUCCAUCAGCAACUAAUAAAAAAGUAUUCAAGGAGAUAUGGCUGAAACUACAAAAAUGAAGUAACUGAGCAUAAAUCAAGAAACUGAGCAAACCUCAUCCAUGAUGAAGCCAAAGAAAUCCUCACCAAGACAUAUCAGAGUCCAGUUUUGAAGACCAAAGACAAAGAAAACAAUAUCUUGAAAGCAGUCAGGACAAAUGGGAUCUUAGAAAUAUUUGAACAACCUCAGGUUUCCAUUCAGCAGCUGUAGGGGUGAGAAAGCAGGGGUUUAACAAGUGCUGGGAAGAAAGAACUGUCACUCAAAAUCCUUCACCCCUCUCCAAAAAAAAAAAAAAAAAUCCUUCAUCCAGUGAAAA